AUGGCACCUUCACCCCCUGCAAUGGCACCCACAUUCCCCACACCUAUCGCCCCGCAACUACAGAGCCCUGGACAGGAAAAAGAGUUACGAGACACCUCGCAGGACGAUCCGAAGGAUGUACUCACUGACAAGAGUCUCGCCUAUGAGCUACGUGCUUUCCGGCUAGAGAUGAUUCGAACCAGGGAGGAGAUGAAGGGUUUGCGCCAGGACCUAGUAGACCUUAGGUCGACUGUGAGGGCAUGUGAAGAUCGCCUGGAUAAGAUGGAGGAGACGGUGAGGGAUAUAAAGGUGGCACAAGGGACAUCCACUGGUAUAAAUCCUGAAGUUGUGCAGACAAUUAGGGCUUUAGAAGAAAAUGUCGAAAGGCUGCAACGAGACAUUAAUGAGCGCGACCAGGACCUGCUGUCGUACGAGGUCGAACUCAGCUGUGUGCCGGAAGAAGGUGGGGAAAACCCUAUCCAUAUUGUGCUGGCUUGCGCGGCUAAGCUGGGUGUGCAGAUAGACCAACGUGACCUGGUAAGCUGCACACGCGUGGGUGCGCUGCGCCGUGAGGAGGGUGCGCGGCCGCGACAACUGGCCGUAAGGCUGGCGCGUCGGGACACGCGGGAUGCCCUGCUGCGAGCUGCGCGCGUUCGACGGCACCUCACCACCGAGGGUCUGGGGUUGAAAUGCCAGCCUCGGCCCAUUUACGUCAAUGAGCGUCUCACCCGAGUCAAUAGACAAUUAUUUUACACCGCGAAACAAACUGCUAGAAGGCUGCAGUGGAAGUUUGUAUGGACCAAAGAUGGUAGGAUUUACGUGAGGCGGGAAGCCGGAACCGCUGGUCACCGCAUCCGCAGUGAAGCGGAUUUGGAUAAGAUUUUUGGUCCCGACAACGUUCGUUCCCCGACAACAAGAGCCUACCAGUAG
Messenger RNA from Hyposmocoma kahamanoa, 909 nucleotides. RefSeq lists its product as uncharacterized. Lineage: Eukaryota; Metazoa; Arthropoda; Insecta; Lepidoptera; Cosmopterigidae. The transcript has a single exon. The record is from RefSeq and is a predicted model, not a curated record. The coding region runs from base 1 to 909 and encodes 302 amino acids.